Molecule: messenger RNA, 2075 nt
Organism: Telopea speciosissima
Lineage: Eukaryota; Viridiplantae; Streptophyta; Magnoliopsida; Proteales; Proteaceae
Product: probable DNA helicase MCM9
Exons: 20
Coding region: 25-1935 (636 amino acids)
Biological process (GO): double-strand break repair via homologous recombination
Cellular component (GO): nucleus; MCM complex
Molecular function (GO): ATP hydrolysis activity; single-stranded DNA binding; single-stranded DNA helicase activity
Source: RefSeq, a predicted model, not a curated record
UAGCUGCAAAUAGCUUAGAAAGGAAUGGAGAUCUCUGAACUCGUCGAAGCGUUCAAGCACUUCCUUAUUCGCUACCACUCCGAAGAUAUUCGCUCCAUUGUUCUCUCCCAAGAUCCCAUGCUUCACUACCCUCUCCACAUAGAUUUUGCGGAGCUCACACAAGAUAAUCCUCCACUCUCACACCUCCUCUUCUCUCAACCCACAAACUUCUUGCCUCUUUUCGACAAAGCGGCUUAUCUGGUUCAGAAAGAUGUUUUCGUUGAUCUUAAGGGUUGGGACGAUGCAAGUGUCAAGGAAUUCGUGCACGUCCGCAUCAAUAUUAGUGGUUCACCUUUGGAAUUUCCUGAAACCUUCCCGAGCAUUGGACGUGUGAGAGUGAAGCACCGGGGGAUUCUUCUCACUCUCAAAGGGACUGUCAUUAGGUCCGGGUCCGUCAAAAUGAUUGAAGGAGAGCGGAAAUACAUGUGCCGAAAAUGCAAGUUCAGGUUUGAUGUUCAUCCUGAACUGGAAAGUGGAAAUGCCAUAAGGCUUCCAUCAUCUUGCCCUUCCAAGGGGGCUAGAUCAUGUGAAGGCACAAGUUUCGAAUUUCUAGAAGGCAGUAUUGUUUGCCACGACUAUCAGGAAAUCAAAAUUCAAGAAAGCACACAGGUUCUGGGGGUUGGAUCUAUACCUCGCUCAAUUACUGUUGUUUUGAAGGAUGAUCUAGUUGACCUUGUCAAAGCUGGAGAUAAUGUAAUUGUUACAGGGGUUUUGACUGCAAAGUGGUCCUCAGAUUUAAAGGAUGUCCGCUGUGAUCUUGACCCAAUAUUAGUUGCUAAUCAUGUUAGGAGAACAAAUGAACUAAAAUCGGAGAUAGAUAUACCUGAUGAAGUUGUCAAGAAAUUCAAGCAAUUUUGGACAGAAUUCAGAGAUACCCCAUUGAAAGGAAGAAAUGCCAUUCUCCGAGGUAUUUGCCCACAAAUUUUUGGACUCUUCACAGUAAAGCUUGCAGUUUCCUUAACUCUGAUUGGAGGUGUACAACAUGUUGAUGCUUCUGGUACAAAGGUUCGUGGAGAGUCUCACUUGCUUCUGGUUGGUGACCCUGGUACUGGGAAGUCUCAGUUUUUGAAGUUUGCUGCUAAACUUAGCAACCGCUCUGUUAUUACUACUGGAUUGGGAAGCACUGCUGCUGGAUUAACUGUUACUGCGGUCAAAGAUGGAGGGGAAUGGAUGCUAGAGGCUGGGGCGCUUGUUUUGGCCGAUGGUGGGCUUUGUUGCAUAGACGAAUUUGAUAGCAUGCGAGAACAUGACAGGGCAACCAUACAUGAAGCCAUGGAACAACAAACUAUUAGCAUUGCAAAGGCUGGUCUUGUAACAAGUCUUAGUACCAGGACAAUUGUCCUUGGUGCAACAAACCCAAAAGGGCAGUAUGAUCCUAGUCAACCUUUGUCUGUGAAUACUACACUUUCUGGACCCUUACUGAGCAGAUUUGAUAUAGUCCUUGUCCUAUUGGACACAAAAAACCCAGAGUGGGAUGCAAUUGUUUCAUCUCACAUUCUUGCCGAGCAAGAAGAACCUGAUAGAGGCAAGGGUAAUGAUGACCUAACAAAUAUCUGGCCACUAUCCAUGCUCAGGAGGUACAUUCACUUUGUUAAAGGACACUUCAAACCUGUCCUGACCAAGGACGCAGAAAGAGUUAUUUCUAGCUAUUAUCAACUCCAAAGAAGAUCGGCAACAGAGAAUGCAGCAAGGACAACUGUUCGCAUGCUUGAAAGUUUGAUACGACUAGCUCAAGCACAUGCAAGACUCAUGUUCAGAAACGAGGUGACUCGAUUAGAUGCCAUUGCUGCCAUUUUAUGCAUUGAAUCAUCCAUGACGACUUCUGCUAUAGUGGACAGUGCUGGGAAUGCCCUUCAUUCCAAUUUCGCUGAAAACCCAGAUCAGGAAUCACCAUAGAUGUGAUUCAAGAAAAGCUGAUCCUUGAAAAGCUGAAGUCAAUUGAUGGAUUUCCUUCAUAAAUAGCUUGGAAAAAUCAAUGUGCAGAUGAGAUGUCCAUGCAAGUUUAGGUUUACUUGGAGUUCAUAUGAUAAGGAUUA